This is a messenger RNA of Helicoverpa armigera (cotton bollworm), 1036 nucleotides long. Its product is annotated as trypsin CFT-1. Bases 119 to 910 code for a protein of 263 amino acids. The transcript has 4 exons. Lineage: Eukaryota; Metazoa; Arthropoda; Insecta; Lepidoptera; Noctuidae. The record is from RefSeq and is a predicted model, not a curated record. Gene Ontology annotation, molecular function: serine-type endopeptidase activity. Gene Ontology annotation, biological process: proteolysis.
UGAGUAUGUGUAAUGAAAUUAAUUACUUAUUUGAUAAUUGGAAGAUAACAGAUAAGCACAUUUAAUAUAAAAGAGUUUGUUAGAUCACGCAGAACACAGCCUAGGCACACCAACAAUCAUGCGCGCCGUCAUCCUGUUAGCCCUUUUGGGCUCCGCACUCGCGGUCCCCAAAUCCGUCAACCGCAUUGUGGGCGGCAGCGCCACCACUGUGGAGGCCUACCCAUACAUGUCCAACAUGCAGUAUGGUUUCUGGGGCAUCUGGUGGUACCAGGCAUGCGGCGGGUCUCUGCUAACCUCCACCUCCAUCCUCUCAGCUGCUCACUGUUACUUCGGUGACUCACCUCUGGAGUGGAAUGUGCGCCUGGGCACGUCCCUGGCGUCCAGCGGCGGUACCCUUCACACCGUGUCCCAGUUGGUGCUGCACCCGCAGUACAGCAGCGCCACCCUGGACCACGACGUCGCCAUCGUCCGCCUCACCGUCCCCGCCACCUUCUCCAACUCCAUCCAGCCCGCCAGCAUCCCCGGCAGCAGCUACUCUCUUCCCGACAACACCCUGCUGACCACUGUUGGAUGGGGAGCACUCUCGAGCGGCGGUGGAUUCCCUCAGCAGCUGCAGCACGUUGACAUCAACCUCAUCAACCAGGAGCUCUGUGCUGAGCGUUACGCCUUCCUGAAGACCCAGCCUGGUUACCAGAACUGGCCCGACAUUACCGACAACAUGUUGUGCGCUGGUAUCUUGGAUGUCGGCGGCAAGGACGCCUGCCAGGGAGACUCCGGCGGUCCCCUCGCUCACAAUAGCAACAUCAUCGUCGGUGUUGUGUCCUGGGGCUUCCAGUGCGCUGAUCCCUUCUACCCUGGUGUCAACGCCCGCGUGUCUCGCUACACUGACUGGAUCAUUGCUAACGCCUAAAAUAAGAAACAUUGUUUCUCACUAAAAGAAUCUGCUAUUUAUCGACUUCUAACUGAACGUGAAGUUGUAUAUGUUUGUAAAUGUUUUUCCAUGACAGAAAAAAUAUAAGCUAUAAUUAAAAAUUUA